Penicillium bovifimosum is the source of this 645-nucleotide messenger RNA. RefSeq lists its product as uncharacterized. Gene Ontology annotation, biological process: L-cysteine catabolic process. Lineage: Eukaryota; Fungi; Ascomycota; Eurotiomycetes; Eurotiales; Aspergillaceae. Gene Ontology annotation, molecular function: cysteine dioxygenase activity; ferrous iron binding. The record is from RefSeq and is a predicted model, not a curated record. Bases 1 to 645 code for a protein of 214 amino acids. The transcript has 3 exons.
AUGCCCACCGUCAUCCCCUUAACACCCGCACUCGGCACCAGCCUAUCACUCGGCAACAAACACUACAAACCCCAAUACAGCCUAGACAACCUCGUACAAGACAUCAAGACCUACCUAGGCUCCAGCAGCGGCAUCUCGUCCAAAGACGUAGACAACGAAUACCUGAUCUCGCUGGCGCAGAAAUACGUCUCCGAUCCGAAUGACUGGGCCCGCUAUUUCUACAAUGAUACCAGCAAGAACUACACGCGCAAUGCGAUUGAGAAUAUCAAUCAGAAGGCUAAUAUCCUCCUCCUCGUCUGGAACCCAGGCAAAGGCUCACCGGUCCACGACCACGCAAACGCACACUGCAUCAUGAAGAUCCUGGCUGGCACGCUACAGGAAACUGUUUACCGGAUUCCUGAAGGGGAUGAUCGAGGUCCGCUUGAGAUCAAGUCUGAUACAAGACAUGGCAUGAAUGAUGUUGCUUAUAUCUCUGAUGAUAUUGGCUUGCAUCGGGUGCAUAAUCCGAGUAGUGAUCAGAUUGCUGUUUCGCUUCAUUUAUAUACGCCGCCGAAUGCUGCGGACUAUGGGUACAAUGUUUAUAAUGAGAAUACGGGGAAGGCGAGCUUUGUGCCGCAGGCUAAAGCUGUUGAGUUGAAAGAGUGA